GAAUCGGAUCGCGCUCAAGUCUCUCUCUAGAAAUGGUUGACAAUAUAGAUGCCCGUUGCUCAAGUACUCAUGAAGAAGAUGGCUACAUCAAGGAGCAAGACCUCUUGUUACCAAUAGCCAACGUUGCUAGGAUCAUGAAGCAAAACUUGCCCUCGAACGCCAAAAUCGCAAAGGAAGCCAAGGAAACAAUGCAAGAGUGUGUGUCCGAGUUCAUCAGCUUUGUGACCAGUGAAGCAUCCGAGAAGUGCAAGAAAGAGAGGAGGAAGACGGUGAACGGAGACGACGUUUGCCGGGCUCUCUGCGCCCUAGGGUUCGAUGAAUAUGCCGGGCCCUUGAAGAGGUAUUUGGAUAGGUAUAGAGAGCUAGAAGGGGAUAGGGCCAAUCAAGACAGGAUUAGCAACAGUGAGGAGAAGGAAGAGGCAGUUUCAGAUAGAAAUCAAGCUGAAUCUUCUACUGAUCAGAGGAUGGCCAAUAGCUCCAAAUCAAGGCCUUGAUCCAAUGUUCUUGGAAGAGAUUCGAGAUAGAUAUAUGUAUAUGUCUUCAAAUCUCGGUUUUGAUUUGGUUCUAUGUUGAUGAAUAUUGCAGUUUUUGUUGGUAUUUUAUGGUGAGUUCAAGGA
Molecule: messenger RNA, 617 nt
Organism: Diospyros lotus (date-plum)
Lineage: Eukaryota; Viridiplantae; Streptophyta; Magnoliopsida; Ericales; Ebenaceae
Product: nuclear transcription factor Y subunit B-5-like
Exons: 1
Coding region: 33-494 (153 amino acids)
Biological process (GO): regulation of transcription by RNA polymerase II
Cellular component (GO): CCAAT-binding factor complex; nucleus
Molecular function (GO): DNA-binding transcription activator activity, RNA polymerase II-specific; protein heterodimerization activity; RNA polymerase II cis-regulatory region sequence-specific DNA binding
Source: RefSeq, a predicted model, not a curated record